This is a messenger RNA of Aspergillus welwitschiae, 1725 nucleotides long. RefSeq lists its product as uncharacterized. The transcript is spliced from 14 exons. NCBI's taxonomy places the organism in Eukaryota, Fungi, Ascomycota, Eurotiomycetes, Eurotiales, Aspergillaceae. Gene Ontology annotation, biological process: regulation of synaptonemal complex assembly; meiotic cell cycle. The record is from RefSeq and is a predicted model, not a curated record. The coding region runs from base 1 to 1725 and encodes 574 amino acids.
AUGACACAUCACAGCUCAAAAGCACACAUGGACGUCGUUCUAGACUUCGCAGCUGAGCUAACCAAUAGCCUCGUUAUCGACCAAAAGAAGCCUCAUCUUGGUCUAAAUGAUAAAAUCUUGGCUCAACUGGAUCGGCAAUUCAAGCACUUUCCUCUGCUGCCAGCGAGUCCCUCGUCUCCGACUCGUCGCGGGUUUGACCAAGAAGGAACAAAGCUAUGGAAUAUUUGCAUGCAACUCAUGACUGUCUAUAGAGACAGAAGUGAAGACCUUCUCGUUGCGUGCAAAGUGAAGGCAUUCGCUUACGCGAUGUUGGACUAUGCCGCACCAUAUCAAGGCCAGGGAAGCAACAGGGCCUUAGAGGCAGCCUUCAGCAUAGCAAUGACGUGCAUAGACAACGACUGUCUCAGUCUAAGCCAGAAAAUCAUCGAAGUCGCAGCUGUGCGGUUAGAUAAACUUGAGAGAUAUGAAAGCGAUGUCAAAAAUUCUAAGCUUCAACAAUAUACUAUCGAGUACUACAUGAUUCGUGCCCACUUGGCCUGGCUGCAGGGAAGACUCGACAUCGCAGAACACUUGUUCUCGAAGAUACCAGUAUCUGAUAAUGGCAGGGGUCAGGCACGUGUCAUGGACAUAUGCUAUAAGAUCGGUAACUGUGCAAUUUCACGCAAGCAGUAUGAUGUCUCUAUGAAGUGGCUAGGAAGAGCGUUGAGGGCAUGUGAGUCCAUUAGGCAUAUGCAACAGGCAUCGAUACUGUCAAACGAGGAUAAAGAGCUCUUGAUACUUCAUGCUUCUGCUCGUGCCGGUCUAUAUCUUGAUUAUGAAGAGCGCAGUGGCUUCCUUGCUGAAGCCCUGGAUGCAUUGAAAUCUCGUUACGGUGGCAUGUUCCCUGUCCAGGCCAUCCAACUUGAGAUGCUGGCCAAGGAAGGACCAGAUGAGAAUGUCUUUUCGCAAGUGCUACAAAGUACCAUUGAGUCGCCUGAGCUUGAAGACUCACACCUCGCAAUCAUCAUGUAUUAUAUACAGAAGCUGUUUAAUACAUCUCCCGAGGUCUCCAUCAGUAUGCUCAAGCAACUGCUCGAACAGGUCAUUCUUCUCCCUAACAACGCAAUUUCACUCGAGAAAGUCUUCAUAGCAUUCGUCUAUGGAUUAAUGCGGUCAGAGAAAUGUGCAAGGGCUAGCUUCGAAAUCUUCCAGGAGACAAUUACCAGCUUGAAAAGGCAUCAUAAACAGCCUCUCAGUAAAGCGGCAACAGAAGCAACACUUAUCCUUAUCUGGAAACAUGUCAAUAACGCAAUAUCAAAUGACGAUAAAUCAGUAGCAGGUCAAUGGUGUCUUUGUUUGUUCGAAGAGCCAAUGGUUCAAAUUUCAGCUGCAAACAAGGCCAAGCUUUUUAGACAGUUUCUCAUGUGUACUGCUCAUGAUUCGAAUGCCUCACAAGCGAUUGAUAUAUUCAAUCGAAUGCCCGAUGAAUGUAGAUCAUGUCCGUCAACAUUGUAUCUCAUGUACAGACUGAGUCUGCAGAACAGCGAUCCUACAGCAUCAAGCAUAUAUCUCGAGUCGCUCCUUGAGGAUGUAAAAGCCAUACCCUACCUCUUGUCAUGUAUAGGAGAAGCCUUAAGGCUUGGGAAGACUCAGCAGGGACUGGAGAGCUUUGAGCAAGUCCUGAAGUCCGUAAAGUGGACUGGUUCAGAAGGAUGCCAUGUCGCAAAGCUGUUACAGUAUGGUUAA